Molecule: messenger RNA, 1599 nt
Organism: Trichoderma asperellum CBS 433.97
Lineage: Eukaryota; Fungi; Ascomycota; Sordariomycetes; Hypocreales; Hypocreaceae
Source: RefSeq, a predicted model, not a curated record
UUCGUAUACAGUAGACACCGACUUUCGCAUUCCGCUCGUUUCCGCAAGGCGUUUCCAUUCCGAGUUUCCUCUCGCCUUCAACAGCUUUCCCUUCCAACACCAACCGAUUGGCCUGCUCGCCAGAGAGCAUGAGCCACGAUGGCUGACAUUCCCAAUCGUGGUCCGCAGCUUAUAGCUGUGGUAGCAGUGCUGCUAGUCUUUUCACUCACGGCUACAAUUCUCAGAUGUUAUGUCAGGAUAAGUCUCGUGAAAGCAUUCGGCGUGGAUGACUAUCUCAUGGUCUUUGCCAUGAUGACUUUUAUAGCGUUCUGCUCUGUAUGUCUCACGGGUGUCCAUUAUGGUACUGGCCGCCAUUAUUGGGAUCUCGCAGAACACGACAUCGAAGAGGCAUUGAUGUACUGGUAUUUCUGCUACAUCUGGUACUGCGUAACGAUGGUUCUCACCAAAAUCUCCAUCGGAUACUUUCUCCUACGCAUCACCGUCGAGCGGAUACACAACUGGAUUAUCCUCGUCGUCAUGUCGCUCAGCGUUAUCACGGGCAUCUGCUUCUUAUUUAUUACUACGUUCCAAUGCCACCCAAUUUCCUUCUUCUGGAACAAGAAUCAAGACGGGACCUGCAUCAAUAUCGACGUCAUCAUCGCCUUCACCUACCUAUACAGUGCUUUUAGCGUCAUCUGCGACUUCACUUUUGCACUGCUUCCCAUCGUACUCAUCAUGCAACUCCAGAUGAACAGCAAGACCAAGAUUGCAUUGAUCCCAGUUAUGCUAAUGGCCUGCGUUGCCAGUGUUGCUGUUGUUGUUCGCUUCCCCUAUGUCAAGGACUUUAAGACUGUUGACUUUUUGUGGGCCACCAUCGACAUCGCAAUUUGGUCGACUGUGGAACAAGGGCUGGCUAUCACAGCCGGUAGCCUUGCGACCAUCCGACCGCUCUUCCGCAAGAUUGCGGCCAAGCUGGGGUGGUCUACGAUGGGAUCGAAUUUGCCGCCCACUGGAGAGGGCGCGUCUAUGGGUAACCAUCAGACUACCGGCCGAUCGAGGAAAAACAAAUCAAGAGACCCAUUCAGUCUCGCCACUUUUAACCGUAAUGAGGAGGAGGAUGAGGAAGGAAAUGGGCAGUUGAAGUUGGUGGAGGGAUACCCGGGAAAUUUCCAAACGACAAUCACAACCAUCACUGCUGAUCCAAAGUCCGUAUGGGGAUCGAAAAGACACAAGGGGGACAACGAGAGCGAGGAAGAGCUUCGGAUGGAGGGAUCAAAGGUCAGAAGCUUCCUUAUCACGGAAGAAACUGUAUGACCGCUCGGUCAUGCGAUGGAGUUCAUCAAGGAGGCUGGCAUCAUUCCUCCGCCUGCUAACUAGUUAAUAUCACCUAAUCACAUACCCCAUACCCGAGGUGGAUCCACCAGAGUCGCGGAGAAUGUCGAUAACCAUAUAUAUCCAGAGGCUCAAAGGCUCAACCUGUCCUCAUUCUCCGCUGCUCUGAUAGAUUCGCUUCUUAUAUCAUAUUUAGAAUCGUCCGACGUAUAUAUACGCUGUGGACAUUAAGCAGGUUGCCUCGAGCCCCUGCUAUGGCAUCUGGCAAAAUCUAUUACACCACGCUCC